Molecule: messenger RNA, 333 nt
Organism: Heterotrigona itama
Lineage: Eukaryota; Metazoa; Arthropoda; Insecta; Hymenoptera; Apidae
Source: the annotation of a GenBank genome assembly
GGGGGCACGUCUCCCUCCCGGUCGGGUUGUCACGUUUUCAGCUACGUAGUACGUAGCACUCGACGACGACGUGGUAUCGUCGUCGUGGCGUUGGAAAGCGGAAGCAGGAAGAGGCAGAAGGACGACAAUAAUUUACCACAAAGGCGAAACGCGGAGGGCAACGAGGCCGGGGAACGGAAAGAAAUAAAUAACGAAGAGUGGCUGAACGCUCCAGGAAUCACAACUAAUCAAAUUAAUUUGAUCCCCAGGGCAUUAAUAACAGAAGCGUGGCUCCUUGAAUGUUGCUUAGCAGAUGCCAGCAUAACUCAUUGGGUCGUUUCGAGGAAAGUGGAU